AUACAAAAUUUGACAGCAAAAAUUUCUCAAGAGUCGCGUUAUCGGAAAAAAUCCUGUGUUUUCGUUGGAAAUGCUUAUGCAAUGAGCGAUGCUUGUCCUGUCAACGGCCAAUUGAAGAAAUUCGUAUUUCGUGGCAAAUCCAGCACUAACGGCGAUACCCGAGGUGAAUACUUGGAGAUAGUAAUACCGGAGCUUCUGUCCGCUGGCUACUCGUUCUACACGUGGCCAUCUGCGCCGCUAUUGGCUUGGUAUUUGUGGACGCAGAGGCGGCAUUUGCGCGGUCUAAAAGUGUUAGAGCUGGGCUGCGGAACGGGGUUGCCUGGGAUAUUAGCUGCCAAGUGCGGGGCACAGGUUACGUUGACAGAUAGUGUUGCAUUGCCGCGAUCUUUGCGGCAUCUAUCCGCUUGUUGCGAAGCCAACGGGUUAGUUCCCGGCCGUGACGUACAGCUUCUCGGGCUAGCUUGGGGCCUGUUCCUAGCAGAUGUACACUCGCUCCGCCCUGUAGACCUGCUCCUAGCGUCCGACUGUUUCUACGAACCAUCCCAAUUUGAAGAAGUCCUGUCCACUGUAGCGUAUCUCUUGGACGGCACUGACGCUAGAUUUUUGUGUGCUUACCAGGAACGCAGCGCGGACUGGUCCAUUGAAGCUCUGCUCAAGAAGUGGGGGCUGAAGGGUGCAUUGCUCGACCUCGACUCGCUCAGUGAGAGCUCCGGCGUGGACUACAGGGCAAUGGCAGAAGCACUCAAUUAUCCUGAUUCUGACUUCUCUGAUGAUGACCAGUCACCACUAGACAUAUCUUUCAAUAUGGCCGCUGCUCAUGUCCGGAAAUUAACCUCAAAGCUUGGUAACAAUCAGCUUUUAGAGCUCUAUGGUCUAUACAAGCAGGGUACAGAAGGGGUUUGCAACACACCCAAGCCUGGUUGGUUAGACGGACGGGGCCGCAGGAAAUGGGAGGCGUGGAGGGCUCUUGGAGAUAUGCCAUCUACCGAGGCAAAGGAAAAGUACAUUGCAUUGGUCCAGAAAUUUGAUCCGGAAUGUUCAGACUUAAUUGACACAAAGACUAAAGAAGCUUGGGUCACAGUAUCAUCACUCCGAUAUUCUCCCGAACCUGAAUUAAAAGAAAAUGAACUGUCUCUGCUAGAGGCAGCUCGUGAGAACUGUGCGGAGCGUGUAACAGAGUUAUUGUCACAAAACCCGGAGCUGAAGCAUGAAAGAAGUGAAGAUGGCAUGACAGCGUUACACUGGGCUGCCGACCGAGACGCCACAAAAUCUUUAGAGGCCGCUUUGAACGGAGGCUGUUUCAUAGACGCUGUAGAUGACGGCGGCCAAACCGCGUUACAUUACGCUGCAUUCUGCGGGCAUCUCAACUCGACUAUCCUGUUGGUUGAGGCCGGAGCUACCUUAGUGAAAGAUAGUGAGGACUGUACUCCGUUGGACUUGGCGACUGAUGAUGAAGUGAGGAAGGUUCUGCAAGGUGCUAAGUCUUAAUGGCAUUUAUAUUUAGUGUUGCCAGUUUUAGUUUAUACAAUGGGUAGUGUAAUAAACUUAUUAUGAUUAUGAA
This is a messenger RNA of Cydia fagiglandana, 1561 nucleotides long. RefSeq names its product acyl-CoA-binding domain-containing protein 6-like. Gene Ontology annotation, cellular component: nucleus; cytoplasm. Gene Ontology annotation, molecular function: fatty-acyl-CoA binding; protein binding. Lineage: Eukaryota; Metazoa; Arthropoda; Insecta; Lepidoptera; Tortricidae. The record is from RefSeq and is a predicted model, not a curated record. The transcript is spliced from 2 exons. The coding region runs from base 82 to 1488 and encodes 468 amino acids.